UAGCGUGGAAGUCCACUCUGCACGAGUUUAACAGUGUAAAUAGGUGGAACGAUGUCGUCCGUGGAUAUUUUCACGUCUUUUCCCCAGAAAACAUGGGAGAAAGUGCUGUCGAAGGUGAACAAAGCUGUGGUGUUUAUGGAUGACGCGUGUGCUGAGUGUUUACACUGGGGUGGAGGAGCUGCCCUGCUGUUAGAUGCAGGUGCUCGGAACGUGAAGAGCUUCUCCAGUUUUGAAUCGGGGUCAGAAAACGAACCUAAAGCCGUGUUCGUGGUCAGCACGCUUUUAAAGGGUCGGACUGCGGACAUUAUUAAAGACAUUGUGUCUCUUAGUAAGUUUAAAUACUGUGUAGUGUUCACAGCUGUGCCACACUCGCUGCACCUGCUCUCAGAAGGUAUAACAUCAGAUCUGGACGCCAAUGUUGUGUUUACACGCUUUCAGGAGAAGCUGUGCGCAUGGAUGGGAGACCCUGAUUACUCCACAGAGGUCAUACACACACCCCUGCACUUUACCAGGUUCUCCCCUCAGCUCCUGAUCACUCCAGCCUUCGCUGAUCUCUUCCCUCUGUUAGACACCGAUCUCAGCUCCAUCAAUGAGAAGAGACCUGAGAAGAGGAGGUUUUCCAGCCUUUCUGAUAUAGACAUGCCUUCUUUACCCAGUGAUCUACAGAUGAAGAUCAAAAUCCUGGUCUCAGGUCUUAAUGUUCUGUUCGAGUCCUCGGACACAAGAGAGGAGAUCUUCUCAGUUGGGCCAACUAGCCGCCUGAUCGCCACCGAACUUGCCAAUCAGCCUCAAGCCAAAAUUCGAAGGAAGACCGCACAGCAUAAAGCAUCUGUCGUCUUCAUCGAUAGGACCCUAGAUCUGACAGGGGCUGUGGGACAUCAUGGUGACAGUCUGGUUGAGAAGAUCUUGUCUGUGUUGCCUCCGUUGCCAGGUCAUGUGACGGAUGUUCAGGUAGACAUGCUGCAGCUGACGCGCCUUCAGCCCACACCUGAGGCACAGGGCGUUCUGCCACCCGGCUGCAUGGCACAGACCCAGUCUGCCACAGCGCGGUUGCUAUGGGAGACGAUGCUCAUUGCCAAGCAGAAGGAGGCAGUGAUGGAGGUGAGGAGGCAGCUGGUGGAGGCAGCCAGCAAGGAGAAUCUUCCAAUAAAAAUGAGUCUGGGGCGAGUGACGGCAGAGCAGCUCUCCUCAUAUGUACAGUUGUUUCGAGACAGCUGGCCAGCACUGGAGAAUCACUGUGGGUUGUUGCAGCUGGUCUUGGGCACUGCUCAGACCCUGCGCCACCCAGCCCUCACCACCUGGGAUGCCUGCCUUGCCUUUGAGAGGCUUCUCCUACAGACCUACAUUCUCACUCAGACCCUGGGAGAGUCAAAACUGGCAGACGUCCUAAAGCAGCUUCUUCCUCUAAUGAAGCCUCAGAGUUCUGGUUCUGAUUCGGCUCCCGGUUCCGGUCCGGGUGAUUUCAGUGUGGACGAGCUGCUGCUGCUGUUGGUGUAUGUGUACUCUUUGGCUCAGGAGACUUGUGAGAGUGGAACUGAGGAUGAGGAGAAGGUGGAGAGGGAGAUCAUCGGGGUGCUGACACUCUUACUGACCCAGCAGACCACACUGAGUCCUCUAGUACUGGAUAUCACAGGAGUAUCUAGUCCUGAGGAGCUGACAACAGAGAGGGCACACACCGCGUUGGAGCAUGUUUUUGAGACGUUGAAUAGUCUUGGCCACACCAGAGAGCACCUGAAGCAACUGCACUCAGUGUACAAUGCUGGUGAUGGUACACACCAGGCGACAUAUCAUCCAUUCCUGAAGGAGGUUCUUGAGGAGAUCUUUAACCCGAACCGGUCUGAGUGCCCAGAUAUUGAACAUGCCUCUGGGGGACUGACUGAUCUGCUAAAGACUGGCUUCAGCAUGUUUAUGAAGGUUAACCGGCCCCAUCCAAGUGAUCAUCCGUUGCUGUUUCUUUUUCUGGUGGGUGGGGUCACCCCGUCUGAGCUCCGCCUUAUCCGCGAGGUUGUCUCUAGCCACAAGCCAGGGACACAGGUUUUGGUGAUCUCAACAAGGCUGCUGAGGCCAGCUGAUAUUCUACACCUGCUCUUCAACGCUGACAGACUUUCACCUGAUAUAGGAGUGUAAGAGCAGAAUGCAGACCUCACACACUCUGUGGUGAAACCGUAAUACAUGCUGUACACAUUCCCCCCAGGAUGCAUACUCUGCUGAGUACAGGCAUUUGAUUGUUUGCUGUGCAGUUAGGGAUGGUUUUGGUGAAAGUAAGGGUUAUAAAAAGCUGAAAAAAUGCAGCAGAUUAAGUUUGUCUAUUGUAAGGUUUUGCUCAGCACUAUUCUUUAACUGUACAUAUGCGUUUUGUUGUCAGCUAAAAUAAACAUGACAAAUGUUA
Messenger RNA from Trichomycterus rosablanca, 2389 nucleotides. It is a transcript of the gene scfd2, whose product is annotated as sec1 family domain containing 2. NCBI's taxonomy places the organism in Eukaryota, Metazoa, Chordata, Actinopteri, Siluriformes, Trichomycteridae. Gene Ontology annotation, biological process: intracellular protein transport; vesicle-mediated transport. The record is from RefSeq and is a predicted model, not a curated record. Bases 52 to 2127 code for a protein of 691 amino acids. The transcript is spliced from 10 exons.